Molecule: messenger RNA, 1360 nt
Organism: Erigeron canadensis
Lineage: Eukaryota; Viridiplantae; Streptophyta; Magnoliopsida; Asterales; Asteraceae
Product: DNA-directed RNA polymerases I and III subunit rpac1
Exons: 9
Coding region: 97-1212 (371 amino acids)
Biological process (GO): DNA-templated transcription
Cellular component (GO): RNA polymerase III complex; RNA polymerase I complex
Molecular function (GO): protein dimerization activity
Source: RefSeq, a predicted model, not a curated record
AACAAUAUAAUCGCUUCUCUCCCUAACGCCUGUCAAAACCCUAAACCCUAAAAUAUUAUAUCAAUCAAAAACCCCUCUUUUGCUGCUGCUGCAAAGAUGCCAAAGGUAGAUAUAUGGGAUCUGCCCGAACUGCCCAAGAAUCAGCUGCCACCUCAUCUUCAACUCCAAAGAACACGCGUCUCAUGUAACAACGAUGCUCCAACUAAUACGGAGAAUAUUACAUAUUCAGGUGCAUAUGCAUCAAUGGGAGUUGAUAAUAUGGUUAGGUUAAAUGAUUUUAAGGAAAAGUUUCAAGUUAAGGUUACUAAGCUUAAUGAAGAAGAUAUGGAGUUCGAUUUGAUCGGAAUCGAUGCUUCCAUCGCCAAUGCCUUCAGGCGAAUCCUCAUUUCCGAGGUGCCCACAAUGGCAAUUGAGAAGGUUCUUGUUGCAAACAGUUCAUCGCUGGUACAAGAUGAAGUACUUGCUCACCGAUUGGGUCUCAUACCGAUAAAAGUUGACCCAAGGCUGUUUGAUUAUAUGUCAGAAAACGAUGUCCCUAACGAAAAAAAUUCGAUUGUUUUUAAACUCAAUUUCAAAUGUGACCGAAAAUCUGGUGAACGCAGGACAGUGUAUUCUCAAGAUUUGAAGUGGUUGCCAUCUGGGAGUGAGUACGUACUGCCCACAGAAACUCCUUCAGAUACAACAUCAAAACCAAAAACAUACACAUCAUUUACUUCCAGCCAAGACUCCUUGCCCGAAUUUUCGAAUAAUCCUAUCACUGUGGCUUCUGAUAUCAUCAUAUCAAAACUUGGUCCAGGGCAGGAAAUUGAGCUAGAAGCACAUGCCAUUAAAGGCAUUGGUAAAACACAUGCCAAAUGGUCUCCUGUGGCCACUGCCUGGUACAGAAUGCUUCCCGAGGUUGUAUUGCUGCAAGACAUUCAGGACGAGGACGCUGAGAUACUUGUAAAGAAAUGCCCAGUUAAGGUGUUUGACAUUGAAGAUAUUGGUAAAGGUAAGAAGAGGGCAACUGUGACUCGACCAAGAGCUUGCACCCUGUGUAGGGAAUGCGUUAGAGAGCCUGGAUGGGAGGAAAAGGUGGCACUACGGCGCGUUAAAGAUCAUUUUAUCUUCACGAUAGAAUCUACCGGAGCAUUGCCUCCUGAGGUGCUAUUUACUGAAGCUGUCAAGAUCUUGGAAGACAAGUGUGAACGUGUGAUAACUGAGCUCUCAUAGGCUGAUUCUAUUUGCAAAUGUUACUUGUAUGAGUUGUGCGACCCAGGUUAUAUUUUAUUUGGUGAUUUUGAUAUAGUAUACCAUCACAUCUAAGUUAUGUGUCACCAUGUGGAGCUUCUGCAAUAGCAAUUAGAUUAUUUGACGUCAA